This is a messenger RNA of Xenopus tropicalis (tropical clawed frog), 5232 nucleotides long. RefSeq names its product nidogen 2 (gene nid2). The coding region runs from base 95 to 4660 and encodes 1521 amino acids. Gene Ontology annotation, cellular component: extracellular matrix; basement membrane. NCBI's taxonomy places the organism in Eukaryota, Metazoa, Chordata, Amphibia, Anura, Pipidae. The transcript is spliced from 23 exons. The record is from RefSeq and is a predicted model, not a curated record. Gene Ontology annotation, molecular function: calcium ion binding. Gene Ontology annotation, biological process: cell-matrix adhesion.
GAUGUGGAAGCUCCUGGGUCAGAACUGCUCAGCACACUGGGGCGCGGUGCAUAUCCUCUUGCCUUGAAUGUGGGUCUAGCUGCCAUUCACUGCCAUGUGGGACAGAACUCUGCAUCUGCUCCUGCCCUUGCACUGCCUGCUGGCCUUCUCUGCUGCUAUAUCCCGGCAUGAACUCUUCCCCUAUGGGGAACUGAGGGGAGAUGUGCUCCUGCAGGAGGGGGACGAUGAGACUUCUGAGGUGGUGAAACUCUCCCAACCGCUGCUCUUCUAUGAAGCCCAAUUCAGCAAUUUAUAUGUAGGGACCAAUGGAAUUAUUUCCACUCAGGACUUCCCCAGAGAAACUCAGUAUGUGGAUGAUGGCUUCCCUACAGACUUCCCUGUCAUUGCUCCAUUCCUCUCAGAUAUAGAUACCAGCAAUGGCAAAGGAAAGAUUUUUUAUCGGCAGGACAAUUCUGAACAAGUUCUCAAUCGGGCAGUCAGUGAGAUCCAGAGGGGUUUCCCAGAGACUUCAUUUGUUCCUACUGAUGCCUUCCUUGUGACUUGGGAAAAUGUUGGUGCCUACGAAGAGAUGACCCGUCACUCUCCAUCGUCUGAUAGGAGAAACACGUUCCAGGCGGUACUAGCAUAUGAUCACUCUGAUGCUUACGCUAUAUUCCUUUAUCCUGAAGAUGGACUCCAGUUUUUUGGUACUCGUCCUAAGGAAUCCUACAAUGUGCACAUUGAGCUGCCUGCCAGAGUGGGCUUUAGCCGAUCAGAAUCGGGACCAUACUACAGUGUAACAAGUAAUGAGCAAUCCGUGAAGAAUUUGUAUCAAACUGGAAACACUGGUGUCCCAGGGAUUUGGGUCUUUCACAUUGGCAGCAUUUGGGAAUUAGACAAUGUAAUUCCAGCAAAAUUCUUUGGUGCUCCCACAAAGGAACAAUCGCUUGAAAAUUCACAUACAGGUUUCCCAGAACACAGAAUAUUUGAAAAGAAUGAAAGUGAAGACAGUAUUGAUUACCCAGAGUCCUUUUAUGAGGAGAAUGAAGAUGAUCUGGAAGAUAAUACAAGUGAUGCCACACCAACACAUAAUGCACACCAAAAAGUUGAUUCAGACACUGGAAAUCAGGGAUACUUGGACAUAGAUCAGGCUUCCAAACUGACCCAUGCAGAUGUUGAACAGGAAGCUACAUCAUCUGUUGUGCUUUCCUCUUCACAUCAGAAUCCUGAUUGGACACCCUACAAACUCAGUGAAUCUGAUACUGACAGAGAUGGGCCAUUGCAGGAACCUCAAGUUCAGACAGGGGAGGAUACAGAUUUGACAAGGGGAGACACAUUACUGACUGAAGAGCUGCCAUCCCAUAAAGCACAUAAUUUAACACCUCAAAAUUCUGAAGAUCUCUCAAUAUAUCCUGAAAGUGAAGUUCUCGUGGGCAGUCACCCAGAACAGGAAAAUGAUUUUGAAAGAAAGCAGAUUGAUGCUGAUCCUGGACUCCAAACUGAUGUGUUUUCCUUUAACCCUGUGGGCAAGGAGACAUGUGAGAGGAACCACGGGAGAUGUUCUAGGUUUGCUUUUUGUGCCGAUUACUCUGCUGGCUUCUGCUGUCAUUGCCAGGAAGAUUAUUAUGGCAACGGAGUACAUUGUUUGCCAAGAGGGGCUCCACACCGUGUGAAUGGUAAAGUGAGCGGAAACAUCCUGGUCGGUCAAACACCUGUCAACUUCAUUGCUGCCGAUUUACACGCAUACAUUGUGGCAAAUGAUGGAAGAGCGUACACAGCAAUCAGCCACGUUCCUGAUCCUGCAUCCUGGUCUUUAACACCUCUUGCUCCAAUUGGGGGACUCUUUGGCUGGCUUUUUGCUUUGGAAAAACCAGGCUUUCAAAAUGGUUUUAGCUUUACCGGUGCCAAGUUUGUACACAACAUUGAUGUCACAUUUUACCCGGGAGAAGAAACUGUUCAUAUUACUCAAACAGCAGAUGGCUUUGAUUCUGAGGGUUAUAUGAAUGUAAAGACAGCAAUUCAGGGCAAAAUUCCAUAUAUCCCAGAGACAUCGACCAUCAAGCUGUCUCCUUAUACUGAACUGUAUCAAUACUCUGGCUCAGUUGUAACUUCGACAGCCUACAGGGAAUACACAGUCAUCUCAGAAUCAAACGAAGAACAAAAACUGUCUUACCGGUUACGGCAAAAUGUCACUUACCAAGAGUGCAGCCAUUCCCAGAAACAGCCUGUUAGUGCUCAAAAGCUUUAUGUUGAUCGUGUCUUUGCCCUUUACAAUAAAGAAGAGAAGGUCCUUCGUUAUGCAGUUACAAACUACAUUGGAUCUCUGCAUGAUUCGACUGGACAGGACGAUCUCACAGUUAACCCGUGCUAUGAUGGUACCCACUUGUGUGACACAAGAGCUAAAUGCCAGCCUGGUAGUGGUCUAGAAUACAGUUGUGUUUGUGCGUCUGGAUACCAAGGGGAUGGAAGAGAUUGCACUGAUGUAAAUGAAUGUGAAGUUGGCUUCACCCGGUGCGGCCAGAACACUGUUUGUGUCAACCUCCAGGGGAGUUACCGUUGUGAGUGCGCCAGUGGUUUCACUUUAUCUGGAGACGGGCACAACUGCAUCUUGGCUUCACUAAUAAACCCAUGUGAAGAUGGAAGUCAUACAUGUAACAGAGACACAUCACGCUGUGUUCCGCGUGGAGAUGGUGUAUUCACAUGUGAAUGUUUCCCUGGAUUUAACAAGAGUGGAGAAGACUGUGUUGAUGUUGAUGAAUGCACUGAGCACAGAUGUCAUCCAGAUGCCUCAUGUACCAACACCCUGGGCUCUUUCUCCUGUCGGUGUAACAGUGGUUAUGAAGGAGAUGGCUUCCAGUGCACUCAAAUCUUAGGUCCUGAACCCCUGAAAACCCCCUGUUUAGAAAAGCGCCAGCAGCUACACCCAAGGGGCCCCCGUCCAGCUGUGGGACAGUUUGUACCAGAGUGUGAUGUAGAGGGAAAUUAUGUUCCAUUACAGUGUCAUGGCAGCACUGGCCAUUGUUGGUGUGUGGACAAAUUAGGUGAAGAGAUUACUGGAACAAGAACACCACCGGGCAGACCAGCCCCAAAUUGUGGGGAAAGAGGUCCUGAACCCCUGAAAACCCCCUGUUUAGAAAAGCGCCAGCAGCUACACCCAAGGGGCCCCCGUCCAGCUGUGGGACAGUUUGUACCAGAGUGUGAUGUAGAGGGAAAUUAUGUUCCAUUACAGUGUCAUGGCAGCACUGGCCAUUGUUGGUGUGUGGACAAAUUAGGUGAAGAGAUUACUGGAACAAGAACAACACCGGGCAGACCAGCCCCAAAUUGUGGGGAAACAGGUCCUGAACCCCUGAAAACCCCCUGUUUAGAAAGGCGCCAGCAGCUGCUUGGACAGCUGCACCCAAGAGGCCCCCGUCCAGCUGUGGGACAGUUUGUACCUGAGUGUGAUGCAGAGGGAAAUUAUGUUUCAUUACAGUGUCAUGGCAGCACUGGCCAUUGUUGGUGUGUGGACAAAUUAGGUGAAGAGAUUGCUGGAACAAGAACACCACCUGGCAGACCAGGCCCAAAUUGUGGGGAAACAGCAGAGCCUACUCGGAGACCUCAGACAGUGUGUGAGAGGUGGAAGCAGAGUCUUAUUGAGCAUUAUGGUGGGAAACCAGGUGGAGAACAUUAUGUGCCUCAGUGUGAUCAAUAUGGUGACUUCAGUCCUCUCCAGUGCCAUGGAAACAGUGGCUAUUGCUGGUGUGUGGAUAAAGAAGGAAGAGAAAUUGAAGGAUCUAGAACAGAACCUGGAAUGACUCCAGCAUGUAUACCGACAGUGGCACCUCCAACCAUGCAUCCAACUCCGCGUCCUGAUGUGACCCCUCCUGCAACUGGCACCUUCCUCUUGUAUGCUCAGGGUCAGCAGAUUGGCUACUUACCACUCAACGGCACAAGGCUCCAUAAGGAAAAAGCCAGGACACUGCUGUCACUUCAUGGUUCUAUAGUGGUUGGUAUUGACUAUGACUGCCAUGAGAAAAUGGUGUACUGGACGGAUGUUGCAGGUCGUACAAUCAACCGCGCAAGCUUAGAACCAGGUGCAGAACCGGAAACUAUCAUUAACACAGGGUUGAUGAGCACAGAGGGCUUAGCCAUUGACUACCUUCGCAGGACAAUGUUUUGGACAGAUAGCGGCCUAGACAAGAUUGAGAGUGCGCGGUUGGACGGCACUGAGAGGAAGGUUCUAUUUGACACACAGCUUGUGAAUCCUCGAGCCAUCACUGUGGAUGCGGUUAGAGGGAACCUGUACUGGACAGACUGGAACAGAGAGGCUCCAAAGAUUGAAUCUUCGUUUGUAGACGGAUCAAACAGGAGGAUUCUGGUUAAUGACAACAUCGGCCUUCCCAACGGUUUAACCUUUGAUCCCUUCUCCAAACAAGUCUGUUGGGCUGAUGCAGGAACCAAGAAGCUUGAAUGCAUUUUGUCAGACGGAACAGGGCGACGGGUCAUACAGAGUAACUUGAAUUAUCCUUUUAGUGUUGUUGUGUAUGCAAAUUACUUCUACCACACAGACUGGAGGAGGGAUGGGGUAAUAUCCCUUAACAAGGACACUGGGCACAUUGUUGAAGAAUACCUUCCUGAGCAGCGAUCCCAUCUCUAUGGAGUAACAGCUGUGUACCCAUACUGCCCUUCAGGGAGAAAGUAAUGCAAGAAUAAGCUGCAGAGUGGAAAUUCAUUUUGAUGGAAGAUUUUUCUCCUUGCUGCAGUUAAAGGGAUGGCAAAGAAUCAGCACAAAUACUACUUGGAAACUGCAAAGAAAAGCUUUAUUUUCUUGCAACAAAUAUGAUUUGUAAAGUUUUUUUUACCUCAAAAUUUUUUUUACUACUGUCUUUUUACAGAAAUUAUUUAGCUGUAAAAUAAAAAAAUAACCCCAAGCGUGUUGGCAAGCUUGGCUCCAAAGAGAUGUGCCACAUGUACAGAGAUCGCACAUGCCACAGAUUUUUUUAAAAAAAAAAACAAAAAACUUUUUAACUUGUUUAAUAUUUGUAACUUGAGUUUUUUUCAAUGGUGCCUUUUUUAUAUAUUUUUUUUCUCUUCCAAUGUAGCUUUUAAUAUUCUAUCAACCCACAUUACUGUAUACUGUGAACAAAUAUGGCCAGAAACUGCAUACAUCGCAACAAACAAGUACAUAAGGUGGUCCGUUUGUGAAAUAUAGGAAACUUUGUGCCAUACCAAAACUUCACAGAUAAAUUCAAUAAAUCCAUUUCUUUUUCUGUA